AUGGGUCGAUAUUGCUUCUACGUGCCGGCGGCCAAGUCUCGAGGAGGAUUAUUUGUUUUCACGGAGGCUCGUGGCGACUGGAUCCUCGACGCCACUAGGACACGGACUGACCGCCGCCUGUACGUGAAGCCGCCGCCUGGACGUGAGAAGUCCCAACCUGGACGUGAGAAGCCCCGCCUGGACGUGAAGCCCCCGCCUGGACGUGAGAAGUCCCCGCCUGGACGUGAGAAGCCCCAACCUGGACGUGAUAAGCCCCCGCCUGGACGUGAGAAGCCCCAACCUGGACGUGAGAAGCCCCAACCUGGACGUGAGAAGCCCCAACCUGGACGUGAUAAAUCCCGCCUGGACCCCCAACCUGGACGUGAGAAGUCCCCGCCUGGACGUGAGAAGCUCCAACCUGGACGUGAUAAGCCCCCGCCUGGACGUGAGAAGCCCCAGCCUGGACGUGAGAAGCCCCGUCUGGACGUGAGAAGCCCCCGCCUGGACGUGAGAAGUCCCCGUCUGGACGUGAGAAGUCCCCGUCUGGACGUGAAGUCCCCGCCUGGACGUGAGAAGCCCCGCCUGGACGUGAAGCCCCCGCCUGGACCCCCGUCUGGACGUGAGAAGCCCCGCCUGGACGUGAAGCCCCCGCCUGGACGUGAGAAGCCCCGCCUGGACGUGAAGCCCCCGCCUGGACGUGAGAAGCCACUCUGCACGGGGCCCGCUUGCACGUGCAAAGUCAAGGAACAGUUUGCUCGCGGGAACUCGCUUGCCGUGACCACGUGGCCACCCCCCUCUCCCCCUCCGGCGGCCCCUGUCGUGCCCCCCUCCCCGGCAACCGGGGGAGACGCCGUCAGGGGAGCUCGGGAGGCGCGCCGCGCGCAGUGCGAGACCGCGGCGACCACGGGGGACCACGGCGCGGCGCGUGCGUCUUCAUCGCGCGGCUGGCUGGAACGGUCCCCUGGAAGCGUGCAGCGGCGCCGCGGCCGAGCGAGCGCCGCUGACCUCGGCAGGGGCGGGGCGUCGCGCGCUCGCCGCGACAUCCUGCGGCGGCCGCGGGAACCUCGCCGCGCCGAGCGCUCUCGUGCUUCCUUGGGGAGGAAACUGAAUGCAGAGGUGAAGAAGCCGCGACAGCAGCUGGUGUGA
Molecule: messenger RNA, 1125 nt
Organism: Bacillus rossius redtenbacheri
Lineage: Eukaryota; Metazoa; Arthropoda; Insecta; Phasmatodea; Bacillidae
Product: basic salivary proline-rich protein 1-like
Exons: 7
Coding region: 1-1125 (374 amino acids)
Source: RefSeq, a predicted model, not a curated record